Molecule: messenger RNA, 400 nt
Organism: Micromonas commoda
Lineage: Eukaryota; Viridiplantae; Chlorophyta; Mamiellophyceae; Mamiellales; Mamiellaceae
Exons: 1
Source: RefSeq, a predicted model, not a curated record
CGCGCGAUGCUGUCCGUCGCGGUCGGCGCCGCGGUCGCGCUCCACCUGUCCGCGCUCACCCCGCACGCCCUCGCCAAGACCGUGAACAUCGCCAUCGACCAGGCGAGCCUCGCGCAGGAGUCGUGCGGUCGCGCGGGAGGAGUUCCCGGUACCGGGACGUACAAGGCGACGUGCAUGAAAAUAAAGGGCAAAGCCACCAACCCGACCUCGGAGCCCGUCUUCAACGCCGACGUCUACGGCCUCGUGAAGGACCAGGCCAACGACGACGUCCUCAACAGUGGGAGGGUGGGCAGCAUAGACAAGCUGGAGCCCGGGGUGAACGACUUUGUGCUGCAGAUCACCGUCGCGGACUCGCAGCCGCUGCCGUUGAAGCUGAAAAACUUCAAGGCGCAGGGGGUGA